Messenger RNA from Clupea harengus (Atlantic herring), 6353 nucleotides. It is a transcript of the gene cntn6, whose product is annotated as contactin 6. The record is from RefSeq and is a predicted model, not a curated record. Gene Ontology annotation, biological process: cell-cell adhesion; axon guidance; brain development. Gene Ontology annotation, molecular function: cell-cell adhesion mediator activity. Lineage: Eukaryota; Metazoa; Chordata; Actinopteri; Clupeiformes; Clupeidae. Gene Ontology annotation, cellular component: axon; plasma membrane.
GAAAUUGGCUAGUGAAGUGCUAGAUUUUUGCUUUGAACACUAUUCAUUAGGUGGCGCCACUCCACACAUGAAUUAUUAUGAGUCAGUGUAGUGCGCCUCCUAGAGUCCAGCUUGCCAUAAAAAUCUAAUUUUUGGCAAAACAUUUUUUUUCGAGCUAUUGCCCAAAAAGUGCUUUGACCCUACCCCACUUCAGGAGGUGCUAGCACGAAGGGAACCACACACCUAGGGACCAAGCUUUCUGUUCAAUAUCAGUCAUGUGGGGCUCCAACCAUACCACGUUUCAUGUAUAUUGGUGAAGUCUAAGUAUAUGAUUUAGUCGACUGAAAAAAAAAGUGGAAAAAAGGUAGAAGAAGAAGAAGGGGAGGACAGAGAAAAAAGACUUAGACAAACACUACAUGACCGCCUGCGGGCAUCUGCGUCUUAAAAACAUCACAAGGCUUUUUUUCAUGAAAAGCAGAUGCUGGUAUGUAUUUAAGAAUUCAUGAAAAGGAUGUGGAUUUCAUCAGACACCUCAGCAUAUGAAAUAUUUAAGCAAAGACAGAGAAACUUCCUUUAAUACAUCUAUCAUGUCAUUUAUCUCGAGAUAAAAUAUGACAAUUCUCAGAAGUUAAAGAUUCAGAGCAAAGCAUCAGAUUAUUAACUUCUCCAGGAUCAUUCCCAUUUGUUGUACAAGCCUGCCACUGACGUCAACACCAUAGGUUAAUUUCAUACCUCCAUCUCAUUCACAGCAAUAAACUGAGUCUCCACAAACCCACCAACCUGAUGAAGUCAGUUUCAUUCAUUUUUUCAUAAGAUGAUACUGUGGAGAUACAUGUGUAUCUUGGAUGAUAAAGAUUGUGUGCAGCACGGAGGAGGAGGGAUUUGCCGCCUGACUCUUAUGCAGUAAACCAGACAUUGGUUUUGCAUCACAGUACUCGUGCAUCAAGCGCCCCUGUACCACGUACCCACGGACAAUCGCCUUAUAACACUUUCACAGUCUCUUCGGAGGAAACGUACAGUGUUUGCUCGAUUUAAGUCAGCAGCCAAAAGAACGGCGUCGACGCAAGAACCACUUCACUUUAAAAAAAAAAAAGGCAGUUGGAUGGGAACAAGAGAGACUCUUUGACCUUGGAAAAUGAAGAUGUUGUUGCCAUGGGAACUGUUAAUCCUUCUGUCACUCAAGGACUGUCUCGCAGAGAGAAAUAUCCGGCAUGGGCCUGUCUUCACUCAAGAGCCCAGUGAUGGCAUUUUCCCUUUAAACUCUGAAGACAACAAGGUAUUCAUUAACUGCAAAGCUAAAGGCAACCCCCCUCCACAUUACAGAUGGAAGUUCAAUGGUCAAGAAAUUGAUAUGGACUCCAACUACAACCUUGUGGAAGGAAACUUGUUGAUCAAGAGACCACAGGCCAGCCAGCAUGGAGGCAUUUAUCAGUGCAUAGCCACCAAUGCAAUCGGAACCAUCGUCAGCCGAGAAGCCAGAGUGCAGUUUGCAUUCCUGCAGCCGUUCAGCAGCAAGCCGAGGAAAACCGUGUCGGUGAGAGAAGGUCAGGCCGUUGUUCUCUUGUGUGGUCCGCCCCCUCAUUUUGGAGAUAUUAAAUACUCGUGGAUCUUCAAUGGCCAGCCGGGAUUCCUGAUCCGUGACAACCGGCGCUUCGUGUCACAGCGGACGGGGAACCUGUACAUCGCCAAGGUGGAGGCGUCGGACGUGGGCAACUACACAUGCGUGGUGAGGAACGUGAUGAACAACGCCACCGUGUACAGCUCACCAACCCCCGUGGUCCUGCGCUCGGACGCUGUGAUGGGGGAGUACGAGCCAAAGAUUGAAGUCCAGUUUGCAGAAAGCGUCCAGGUUGCCAAGGGAUCCUCGGUCAAGCUGGAAUGUUUCGCCUUAGGAAAUCCGGUGCCUUCCAUCUCGUGGCGACGCGCAGAUGGGAGCCCCCUCCCUGGCAAGAUCAAAAUCAACCACUCCAACGGGGUCCUGGAGAUCCCAUAUUUCCGCCCGGAGGAUGCUGGCCUGUACGAGUGUGUCGCCGAGAAUGCCAGAGGACGAAACGUGGCCAGAGGACAACUCAUUUUUGACAAUGUUGAGCAUCUGCACUGGGCACAGACUCUGAGAGACGCACACGUGGCCAUUGAGGCCAGCCUGCAGUGGGAAUGCCGUGCAAAUGGCAAACCCAGGCCCACAUACAAAUGGCUCAAGAAUGGGGAACCAGUCGCAACUGAGGAUAGGGUACGAGUGGAGGGCGGCAGAUUAUCCAUCUCCAACAUCAACGUGAUGGACGCCGGGAUGUACCAGUGCGCAGCCAUGAACCAGCACGGGGUCAUUUAUGCCAGCGCUGAGCUCAAAGUUGUGGCCUCUCCGCCUGACUUCUCCAGGAACCCGGUGAAGAAAUCGACACUGAUCCAGCGCGGAGGGGAGGCCAUCAUCGAGUGCCGCCCCCACGCGUCCCCCCGAGCCUCCUACUUCUGGCGCAAGGGCGGCGACUUCCUGAAAAACACUAAGAGGCGCACCAUCCUGGAGGACGGAACUCUCCGCAUCGCCAACGUUAGCAAAUCAGAUGGAGGCCGAUACACCUGUGUCGCCCGAAACCCUUUUGGAACAGCCAGCAGCACUGGCACGCUGGUCGUGAAAGAGCCAACCAAGAUCACAGCACCACCCCUGAGCAUGGAUGCCACAGUGGGAGAGAGCAUCGUGCUCCCCUGUGUAAUCUCCACCGACUCCACACUGGAGCCCACCUUCAAGUGGUUCUUCAACGGCAAGCUCCUAGAUUUCAACAGGCAGGAUCACUUUGAGAUGAUCGGUGCGGGCUCUGCUGGCGACCUGAUGAUCAGGAAUAUUCAGCUGAAGCACUCGGGAAAAUAUGUCUGCAUGGUGCACACUCUGGUGGAUAGUGUGUCUGCUGCUGCUGACCUACUUGUGCGAGGGUCCCCUGGCGCUCCCGAGGGCGUGGCUGUGGGUGAGAUCACCGACACGACCGCCCAGCUCUCCUGGGUCCCGGGGUCUGACCACCACAGUCCCAUCACCAACUACAUUGUCCAGGCAAGGAAUCCUUUCUCCAUAGGUUGGCAGGCAGUCAAAACAGUUCCUGCUGCUGUGCCUGGCCAGAUGUUGCAUGCCACAGUGGUGGACCUGAACCCCUUCGUGGAUUAUGAAUUCAGGGUGGUGGCAAUUAACAAUGUGGGCGUCGGGGAGCCCAGCGCACCGUCCAGGCCAAUUCGCACCAAAGCUGCAGUGCCAGAGACGGCCCCAACCAGCGUGAGUGGCGGAGGAGGGAACCGUGGAGAACUGGUUAUAGUAUGGGAGCCUAUCCCCGAAGAGCACCAGAAUGGAGAGGGAUUUGGCUACGUUGUGGCAUUUCGACCCGUCGGCAAGUCGACCUGGAAACAAGCCGUGAUGGCCUCCGCCGAGGCCUCCAAGUACACUUUUAAGAACGACAGCCUGCCGCCCCUUGGUCGGUACGCGGUGAAAGUCGGCGUCUACAACAACAUGGGCGAGGGGCCAUUCAGUGACGUGGCCUUCAUUUAUUCCGCAGAAGAGGAGCCUUCAAUUGCCCCUUCGAAAGUGUGGGCACGUACCCUGUCUGCCUCGGAAAUCCAGGUUUACUGGGAGCCUGUGCCGGAGAGAGACAGCAGUGGGAAGAUCUUUGGUUACGAGGUUGUGUGGCGCGAGGAGGGGGUGUCGGCGAGUGAGGCGGCGCGCGCCAGGGUCAUGGACACGGCGGCUAACAUCACAGGGCUGAAGGGCAGCACGCUGUAUCUCAUCUCCGUCAGCGCCCACAACAGCGCCGGCACUGGACCUGCCAGCAGCCCCAUCAAUGUCACCACCAAGAAGCCACCACCGAGUCAUCCUCCAGCAAAUAUAGAGUGGAACUUAACAAACUCGAAGAUAUUUUUGAACUGGGAACACGUGAAGGCCAUGGACAAUGAGUCAGAUGUCACCGGUUACAAGGUGGUGUAUCGUCAGAAUUGGCUCGGACGUGUCAGCAUCGUUGAGACCAACCGGACUUCUGUGGAGCUGCAGCUGCCCUCGGGAGAGGACUACCUCAUUGAAAUCAGGUCACAGAGUGAAGGAGGCGAGGGAAGCAGCAGCGGCCCCAUAAGGAUACCAAAGAUGUCCAGUCUUAAUUCAAAGGGACGUUUGAAUGCAGACCUGAGGAAAAUGUCAGACUUGUGUGCAAUGAUUUUUGUAGUGUCAUGGCUGAUUCUAUAGACUUCUGGAGAUUAGCAUUUAGAGCAAGAACAUUGGAAUGCCUGUCCUCACAUUGUGCAGGGCAUACAGUAGGGGAUAGGGAAUUUAUAGAACUCUUAUGCUCUACAGAGCUUUAUUGCCUUAUACGUUCUAUUUUUACUUCUUUGUCAACAAGUUUGACUUUCUAACAGUCAGCUUUUAUGCAAAGGGAAAGAUUUACUGACCUUGAAGCUUAUCUGUGUUUCUUAUUCUGAAUGUAAGUGAUAAAUGUUUGAGUGCAUUAUUACAUAGAACAGCUUAGGUUCAUUUCUAUGCUCAUGGGUACCUCUUUCGGCAGUGUGUUUUUACUGCAUAAUUUAUGAAAAGUGUCUCAAUAUGAAAUUGAACAAGGGAGGGAAUUAUUCACUACAUUCUCCAGUUACUUGUACUACUAUGUAAUCAUAAUGCAUCAUUAGAACCUAUAUAACCCCCCCCCCCAAACAGUGAAACUGUGGUAUAUACACAGUAGCAGCCUGCAGCCAACACACUGGCAUACUGAAUACAUGACUCAUGACUUCAAGGCCUGGCAUUUUACAGCAUUACAACAGAAUAUGCAGAACAUUAAAGUUACAUUAGACGCACCCGACAAGCUGUUCAGUUACUAUGGUGUAACCCCCUUGAUGAUUCAUGGAACCUAAUGUCUGUGCAUACAUCAUUCAUAUAUCUGAGGCCUAUUGGUUUCCCAUCGCUGGGUGAGCAUAUAGUUUCUUGUUUUGGACAGUGGAAUAGAAUUCAGAACAGCCAUGGCAUUUCCUCCCACUGGGUUUUGGAAGGAUUCUGCUGUGCUGUCAGUGGUCUGCCAAGACGUAAUGCACACACCUACUACAUCUUCUGGGGUUGAAAGCUGAAUUGUGCUACUUCUUUUAACUUCAGAGAUUCCUUCUCCGUGCCGCCUCGGGGAAGGGAUGUUGAUGUGACAAGAGGACCACAAUUAACUAUCAACACACUGCCUCUGAAGGUCAGAAUUUAUCAAUGAAAAAAAUUCACAAACAUAGCAAACAGCAUUGUUACACAGAGCACCUCUGGUGUGAGAAAGGUACUCAGCUCUGGCACCCAGAGGAAUGCUGGUUCAGAAUUCAGCCCCACUCCAUGUUUGCUUGGAGUGGAAAUUGGUCUUGUUCCUCACCCCCACCCCCCACAGGAGGGCUGGAGAGCUGGAUGCCUCCCCGUCUCAUCCUACCCCAGCCCAUCACUCUGUGGUGUCAGCCACUGUCAGGCUGGCAGUGGAACAGGCACCUGGGUAUAAACAGAGCCCUCUGCACCAGCCAAUGAGGUCUCCGCCUGUUGAAACACUACAAGCGCUGGCAGUGUGCACUCACUUGGGAUAACUUGUGUGAAGCCCUCCAAUCACAGAGAGGCUGUGGUUGCCGUGACGAGACAGACAUAUAGAGCACAUGACUUGCAUAGGCAAUCGUCUGCAUAUGGGAACAUUAAAUACAAUUGUAUACAAAACAAAUGCUUAGCGUAAAGAAUACUACAUCAUUCAAGUUACACAAAUGAUAAUUGCCAUUUUGCAGCUGUCAUAGUACUUAAGAAGGCUUCUGACAUUAGAAAUACCUCAUGAUGAAUGCCUGUGCCUCUUCCUGUUCGUGGUAAAAGCUUGUUUAUGGAUUUUUCUAACCAUUAAAAAAAUCAUGUGCUCUUUUUUUUCAAUGAAUUGCAAUGCAUUCCUGCCCCAGCAGCUCUCUGUGUUCAUUAACCUUUAUCAGUAGCCUUUAGAAUGUACCGGAUGUUCCUCUAAUUUAUGCAUGCUAUUAUUUUCGAGUCACAUUGUCUUGAAAUACAGCUACCAUGCUCUGUGCUCUAAUUACAUGCUUGUUGAACCAGUAUGAAUAGACCGGGAGAUUAUCUGUAAUAAGUGUGAUUGUGUGUAGAUUGUAGGGUUUAGUAUGGGGUUCUGAUUUCUUGUUCAUAGUGCAGUGGCUUGUGCUCUUUGCAUUUACGUUUCUUUUUUUAAAUGUCAUAUUUUUGGUCUCACCAUUUCUUACUGGCUGCUUUUGUUUGUGUUAUUCAAGUGGUAGGUUUUUCAAGUGAUUUAAUACUGUGGUAUUGAAAUCAGAACAGAUCUCUGUGAGAUGCAAAACGAAUAAAAUUUCAUAUUGAAAUGGUCAUUUUGUCUCUACAUUUUUAUAGACACAGUUUUCAU